Molecule: messenger RNA, 1181 nt
Organism: Lolium rigidum
Lineage: Eukaryota; Viridiplantae; Streptophyta; Magnoliopsida; Poales; Poaceae
Product: mediator of RNA polymerase II transcription subunit 15-like
Exons: 5
Coding region: 307-945 (212 amino acids)
Biological process (GO): transposition
Source: RefSeq, a predicted model, not a curated record
UAAGCCGCGGAGUCCUCCUUCUUCGCCGUUGCUGAACACGGAGCCGGAGCUACGCCGCGCUCUACUUCCUCUCCCGGCGCGGUCGACCAUCCCCGAGCACUUCUGCUGCGCCACCACCCUCGCGGAUAUGCAUCAGUGAUCUUCAUUGUCGGCAGAAGGCAUUUUGGAGGAGAGUCGGUGAUCUUCUUCGGCGAUCGAUCACGCUUCGAGGGUAAGAAUCAUUCGCCUCUCUUGUACUAUGCAUAUAGUUUAUUUCUCUCUUGUACACGCACCCUUGACGAGCCGGACCCCGACCGUAAGGGGUCGAUGUGGGUGAGUGAUGGAUCUGAGCUCCGGUAUACGGAGUACUGCAAGAAGUUGGGGGAGAUGCGUGGCACAGAUGUGGACCCUCUCAGUGUUCCCUUUGACCCCGAGGUUGCCGUGCUAGUGGGACAGGGCAAGAGGAAUGGUCGCUUAUGGAUUGGUGACGGUUGCAUCCAUCCCGCGACCGUUCCAUCUAUCCGCCAGCUCCGUCGUGGCAGGACGAGCUCCGAUCCUCAAAUAGAGACCCGCCCCACGCCUUCGAGUGUAGCUAUGCAAAGAAUCCAGGCUCAGGUGGAGGAGCAGAACAAACUGCGAGAGGAGGCAGAGGCAAGAGCCCAGCGAAUGGAGGAGCAGAUGAUGUUGCAGCAGCAACAACUGGCACAACAACAGAAGACGAUGGAGUGGAUGACACAACAAAUGAGCCAGCAGCAGGAACACAUGCGCAUGCUUGCUAUGCAGCCGGGUGGCGUGACUCUUCCUCCUCUUGCUCCUCCUCCUUUCACUUUCCCGUGGGCACCACCUUCGUCUGGCUCCAACAAUAUGCCGCUUGGUGGGUUGGGCAAUCAGGAGGGAACCCCACCGGUGCCUCCUAUGGCGGGUUCACAUGUCUUGAGCAAUCAGAAUGUGGCUAGGAAGCUGUGACUCCAGGAUAUGCAUGAAGGACGCUUAUCUUCGCCGUUGUGGUCUACAUGUGGAGCUUCCCUUGAUGGUCUCUAUGUUAACUUGUGUUAGAAACUAUAUGUUUCGACUCUAUGUUUCUAUGGACUUGUAUUAUGUUGCUUUCGUAUUUGUGUUAUAAACUAUAUGUUGCGAAGGAUUUUGUGUUAUGGACUAUGGAUUAUAUGUAUGUUAUGGACUAUAUGCAUAUUAUGGAGCUU